Molecule: messenger RNA, 6460 nt
Organism: Centrocercus urophasianus (Greater sage-grouse)
Lineage: Eukaryota; Metazoa; Chordata; Aves; Galliformes; Phasianidae
Gene: SLC16A10
Product: solute carrier family 16 member 10
Exons: 6
Coding region: 1-1506 (501 amino acids)
Biological process (GO): transmembrane transport
Molecular function (GO): monocarboxylic acid transmembrane transporter activity
Source: RefSeq, a predicted model, not a curated record
AUGGCGCCGGCGAGCGAGCGGCCGCCGCCGCGGGACGACGGGGGUCCCGCGGCCGCCUCCGGCCCUCCGAUGGAAGCGCGGCGGGAGAACGGCGGAGAGCGGUGCGCGGGAGACGAGAGCGCGGCCGUACCGCGGGCGGCGGCCGGGGGCGACGCGGCCGAGCCCCCCGAGGGCGGCUGGGGCUGGGUGGUGAUGUUGGCCGCCAUGUGGUGCAACGGCGCCGUCUUCGGCAUCCAGAACUCGUGCGGGGUCCUCUUCGUCUCCAUGCUGCAGCUCUUCGGCGGCGGGCAGGACAAGCAGAUGGCCUUUAAAACAGCAUGGGUGAGCUCACUGUCUAUGGGAAUGGUCUUCUUCUGUUCUCCAAUAGUCAGCAUAUUCACAGACCUGUUCGGUUGCCGAAAAGUUGCUGUUACUGGAGCUGCAUUAGGUUUUGUUGGACUCCUGUCAAGUUCUUUUGUAAGCACCAUUGAACCUCUGUACUUCACCUAUGGAAUAUUAUUUGCCUGUGGCUGCUCAUUUGCUUACCAGCCAUCUUUGGUCAUUCUUGGGCACUAUUUCAAGAAACGCCUUGGACUAGUAAAUGGCAUCGUGACUGCAGGAAGCAGCUUGUUCACUGUGUCUCUGCCCUUCCUCUUGAGAGUUCUGAUUGAUUCUGUUGGCCUGUUCAACACAUUACGGGUCCUGUGCAUCCUCAUGUUUAUUCUGUUUCUGGCUGGCUUUACGUACAAACCUCUUGUUUCCAACACCAAAGAUGAAGGAGAAAAGAAGGGCAAGUUCAGAUUUCCUCCUGAAAAAAAGGUUUUCAAUUUCUCCGUUUUCAAAGUCAUGAGUUAUCGAAUCUGGGCUUUGGGGAUUCCUGCUGCACUUUUUGGAUACUUUGUGCCUUAUGUUCACUUGAUGAAACAUGUGGAAGACAGAUUUGGUGACAGUGUGCAAGAAGAAGUGCUUCUGCUGUGUCUGGGCGUUACUUCAGGAAUUGGCCGAUUGAUCUUUGGCAGAGUUGCAGAUUAUAUUCCUGGUGCAAAAAAAGUUUAUUUACAGGUGGCAUCAUUCUUCUUUAUUGGCUUGAUGUCGAUGAUGAUUCCGGUGUGCCACGUCUUCGGAGGUCUCAUUGCUGUCUGUCUCUUCAUGGGCCUGUUUGAUGGGUGUUUCAUUUGCAUUAUGGCUCCUAUUGCCUUUGAGCUUGUUGGGGCUCAGGAUGUCUCCCAGGCCAUAGGAUUUCUCCUUGGACUUAUGUCAAUACCUAUGACAGUUGGUCCACCCAUUGCAGGUUUGCUUCGUGAUCGCCUCGGUACCUACGAUGUGGCAUUCUACCUGGCGGGAGUCCCCCCGCUUAUCGGCGGAGCGAUAUUGUGCAUCAUCCCCUGGGUCCAUGAACGACAUAAGUUGAAAGAAAGGGCAAAACCCGUUGAUGGAGAAACUACUGAGAAAAUGCUGGAAAAUGAAAGCACUUUGGUGUCAGAUGCUACGGAAAAGCCAGUCAAAGAAAUGGAAUCAGGUGUUUGAUGCUUUCUUUUCCUAUACAAGAUGGACUUUCUUCUACCAAAGCUACAUUUCUGCUUUUUGGCUGAAGAUACUACAUGAUACUAAAGAUGUUCUGAACUGCUGAAAUUGCAAAACUACUCUUUUAUACCUGAACUUCUUUUGAGGAGUCAUUGAGUUUGAUUUCAAGCCACAUUUUCAGAGCAUUUGAAGUUUUGCAGCAUUAGUGUGUACAUGCGUAGUGAUUCUGUGUGUGAAGAGAAUAUUUUUCUAAUUCAUCAGAAUGUAUUUCUUGGAAGUAUGGAAGCUGUGUUUGGUUCACUGACCCAGGACUCUUCAAUAACUUGUGUGCUCCACUCAAUGCAGGCACACCCAGGGGUGUUUUAUACUGGAACAUUUAGUAGCUCUUAAAACUGAUUUCAUUUUUGAAGUUUCUUGUGCUGUUUUACAGUCUUUCAGAAUUCUGUAUCAUGAUUCUAUUUAGUGGGGAAAUACUGGUGGUAGGUGGAUGGUUGGACAGGAUGAUCUUGAGGUCUUUUCCAAACUUGGUGAUUCUAUGAUUCUAUGAAUGUGAAUAUGCAUAUUUUAGAUUCCCUUCGCUCUCGCUGAAAUCAUUUAGCAUUACAAAGUUAAAUUAUUAAACAUCUGUUUUGUUUUCUCUAAAACCCCCAGAUGGCUCAGUUUAAUCAUUCACUUUUUGCAUUGAUUCACCUUUUCACAGUAGCCUGAACAAAGAGAUGACAUUUUGGAUGGAACCAGGUUUUGGAUAUGCACAAACUGAGCUUAGAAUGCAAACGCAUUUGGAAGUACAGCUGCUGAAUUACAGAUUCUUGAUACUUUUUGGUAACACAAUGCUAUUGAUGUGUAGAUUAUGUUUUCACCUAAGCGUCACAAUUCCUGAUGGUGGUUUUGAAAUUGUACUGACAGCAAUACUUCAGAGCAGGACUGUGAAUUAGCCUAAAUUUCAAAUUGUCCUGUUGUUCCCUUCAGGUUUUUGUUUUUUUCCCCUUAAAACCGAGACAGCUUUAAAGAUACAUCCUAAGUGCAAUAAUAUGAAAUCGUUCUUGACACGUGGAAAUAAAGGGGAGCUAUUAAAACAACGCUCAACAAGAUAUUUGCACUAAGUGAACAUGCAGCUUUAUUUUAGGUCUUCGCAGCUCUGUAUUCAGACAUAAAGAAAUGUCUUUGCACGUCCUAUUGGCUGCUUAUCAUACUAUAGUAUGUCCCGAUUGCUUAUGUGUUCUUAGGUAUGAUGUACUGUUUGUCAGGCGUGUAUUUCUGGAUAUCUCCUAUGAAAAAUAUUUGAAAACAUGAUACUUUCAGAUGAAAACAAGACAGUUUAUCUUAAAAACACUUCCAAGCGCGUUGCUUAUCAGUGGGUGUGGAUGAACAGUGCAGUGGGAAUGCCUGAAUAUUCUUUACGUCGUGUGCAUUGAGCAUUUCUGUAGUCUUCAGGAGUGGCAUAGCAGAGAGUAAACUGAAUGCGAUCUAAAGACAAAGCGCACCCUGAAAUGCACUUUUAAUAAGUGGCAGUGCCUGCUCUUUAUGUGAACCACAGAGGGAUACUGUUUUAAAAUUAUAUCACUUGAUGUCUCCUCUACUUCUGUUGUUUUUCUGUUUUUCAGCAUUGUAGUAAACUGCCAAGAAAGCCCACGAAUGCUUGUGAUCUGAAACACUCUAUUAGCAGUGCUAUUACUUGAAAUGUUUACAUCUGUCAGCUUAAAGAAGUCUUAAAUGGAAUCACACAGAGCAUCCCAACUAUCGAAGACCAGCACUGAUAGUUUGUAUUGUAGAAUUUCAGUUCUUGUCUCAUGGAAUGUUGGAAGGAAUUGGAUUUUACAAAGUUAAUGGAGUAGAUCAGCGGGACUUAGAGGUGGAAAACAAUCCUUACGGCAGCUGUCCCUUUGGGUUCGCUGGGACUCGUGCUUCUCCAUGUCCCAAGUGCUCAUGAGAAUUUCAUUGAAACAUUAAUAGCAUUGCUAAUUAAAGCAAGUACCAAAUGCUGCCUUUAGUACAGAAGCGAUAACAGCAGCUCAUGCUGUUCCAGUCUGGCCUAUCUCUGCAGAUCAGUAUUACCAUGUGUGGGCCGUGCAAUGGAUUCUGCUGAUUGAGUAUGAUUAAAAACCUCUCGUUUCCUUUUGCUUUACGACAAAUGAAUAUUCACCGUGAGUCUUACACUUCAUGUGUUGUAGCUUUGGGAGUUUUUAACGACACUAAGGCUGCUUUUCAGCAUUAAUGUGACUUGAAACUGUCAUGAUGAGACAUCUUGAUGUAAUUGUAGCCAGGAGAGGAUAUAAAGCAAGUGUUGUUAAGAUUUUUAAAUGAUACCGAAGGAAUGUAACACUAAUAUGGAUUAAUUAUUGUUAGACCCUUUAGAAACGUAUCCAUACAUAAAAAUUCAAAUGUUCAUAUUUGAGUAACUAAAUACGUGAAUUAUCUUCUCCAAAUCAACUGCAUUUAAAAACAAAACAAAACAAAAAUCCCAGACAGUGGCCUUGGGAAGGGAAUUCAGAGGGAAUGAUCACAUAGCAAUGACCAGAGCAGUGUUAGAAACAGAUGCUGAAAUCAGGAUGUCAGGUGGCAGAUGCAGAGCUAGGGCUCAUGAAGUAAAGUUGGUGCAGUGCUGUCGGAAUACUGAACCUAUUGCUGAUGCCAGUGCUUGUUUCACAACGGUGCUGCAACUGAAAAGACUUCAAAAAAAAUGAGAUUUCAGAAAAGGCUUUUAAAAAAAUGAAUGCAUGAGAAUUCUGAUAGCAUCUUUACUGCCAGCUCACGUCUACUGGGGAAAUGAAUGUCCAAUAGAAAAAAGUCUGCAUUAGACAGAAGCGUGAGAGGAUUGCAUCCUAAAAUUAGAUAAGAAGUAGUCAAAUAGGAAGUAAAAUUCAGAUUGUUGGCAGUGAGACUAAUUAAGCAUUGAGAAACUUGCAUAAAGACAUACUGAGUGCCUUGAGGCUGUGAAAGUGAGACUGCCAAUCCAUCUCCCCUUUCAAAAGAAUAAGAGAGAAAUGUCCAUCACAAACAGCAGCUGGUUGGUACGCUUUAGAAAAAAUGACAGCACGGUGUAGAAAUGUUUGUUAUUUUGAAAACUGGGAGGAAAAAGCACCAAAUAUUUGAUUUUAUUUCAUCUGAAUAAAUGUAACUUUUUUGUAAUUGCAUUUAAUUUUAGGAGUGGAAGCCUGGUCAUAGGAAAUCUAUUGAACUCUCAUUUUGAUGAUGUAAUGUGUGUCAGAUCUACUCCUGUUGGGGAUGGAUUCUGUAAUGAAAUUACUGCUUCAGUUCAACAGAAACCCUUAAAUCAUUCUGAGAUGCAGAUGUAUCUCUCUCUUAAGAAGUUCGUGCUUUCAUAUACAUUGCUGUCUCACCGUAUAAACAGAAUAACCCUCUUCCUUUUUUCCAUUGGGUACUUUCAGGGUAAGCUUCUAGAAGAUACUGGGCAGAAACAGCUUCAGUUAUGAUUCAAACUGCAGUCCUACUCUGUGCUGUGACUGCAUACACUGGAUCUCAAAAGCAAAACUGAUUUUGAGCAAGGGUUUGGUUUGAUGGUUUAUAUGGCUGACAGUUGUGAUGCCCUCUCAGUAGGUAUUGAGGUCCUUGGAAAUCUUCUUAAAUCUGCUUGGCAAGGAGUCUGAAAUAGUGCCAAGGCUUCAUAUUCUUAUUUUCAUCUAUGCUAUUCAACAGUAUACAAAGCAAAAUUUAUAAAAAUUAUUGUUGGAUUUAUUCUGAUUAUGUAUUUGCAGACUGUUGAAGUAUCAGAGAUCUCAAAUGCCUUUUUUACCAUUCAAAAAUUCUACUUAUUUCCAGUGACUCUUCAUGGAUCCCCCUCCAUUGUAGAGUCAAAGGUGGCAUUGCCACAAGUUCUGUUCUGUGGUCAUAUGUGAGGGUCUGUUUGAGAUCAGGUGAGGUAAGCAUUUGAUGCUUUUCUCUUGGCUCCUGAUGCAUCAUGUUUGGAUGUGUACAUUCCUGAAUUCUCACUGAAGACACUGGAUUUUCAAAGCCAAUGCACAUCCUGUUGUAUAUGGAUGGCGCUUCUCAUACCUUGUCCCUGCAUUAAACCUUUGAGCAGCCAUUGCCUGAUGGAGAAGGCAUUUCAUGGAGUGGCAGAGGAGGCUGAGGCAGCCCAGCAGAAUACUGAGCUGCCCACCCAUAGAUGAAGGCUUUGAUCACAUUCUUAAUGUAUAAAAUAUGGACACCAUGGUUUCAAAGCAAAAACGCCCUGCUCAGUUGCUCGCAGCAGGGAGCACAUGUCAGAGGAACAGGAGAUGCAUCCUUGUGGCCCUGAGUGGAGCACCUCAGGACAGAAAUCACAGCUACUAUCCUGGAAUCAUCCUGAUGGGUGAGUUUAAGCACCGUGCUGGCAGCCCUGCUCAGCUCGUGGAGCCCUUUGGGAUCUGGAUCCCACCGUGGGAGCUGACAUCAGGCACUCAGGGCAUCCGUUGGAACCAAGCCUCUGCUAGGGAGAGUGUGUGUGUAUGUGUGCACGUAGGUAACGCCGUGUAGUUUGGCUGGGGUGUACACAGUCUGCAUUUAAGCACAGGAGCUGCAGCACUUGGACGUGACUGAGAAAAUAAUUCCACUUACACAUCUCUGUUGACAAGCAUAGCGCCACUACAGUUCCAGACAGUGAGCGUAUUUUAACGCUGGCAUAUUUUCAGUAUGCCUUUUAGCCUUUUCUAUAUAUUGUGUCAACAUUUUAAAUGUUUCAGAACUGUGUGUUGAGUGAUUUUAUACUGAAAUGUGUGCUAAUACUGGUAACACUGUUGUGUUUCGCUGUCUUUAUAGACCUCCUCUUUUGUUUGUUGUUUUGGGUGUGAAAAGAUGCACAAUUUGCCAGCCUUAACUCCAUUCUUUAAGAUUUUGCAUUGUUAGAAAGGUUGAAAGCAAAAAAAAAAAACACUGUCUGAUGUCUUUCAUGGUGCUAUAACAAUUGUGACCAACCUCAAAUUGCCCUGAAUAAAGAUGGUAGUUCUUAAGUGCCCCA